GGCCAGCUCGAGCUGUGGUCCGGUAGCCUCGUCAACAACCAGUUUGUAUGGGCCGUCAUGAACACCUCGCCCUCGAACCAGACCGUCAAUGUAUCCCUGCUCGAUAUCUUCACCGAUCAGGGCGCGGCCUUCGGCUCCGGCACCUUCACCAUGUACGACCUCUGGCAGAAGGACGCAGACGGCGCGUGGGGCGCCAAAGUCGCCGACGUCUCCGGCAGCAUGUCCGUGGACGUCGUCACCCACGGCGUGCGCGUCUUCAAGGCCGUCCCUGUCUCGAGCUCGCGGAGGGCUGCAGGAGAGUUAUGA
Molecule: messenger RNA, 306 nt
Organism: Epithele typhae
Lineage: Eukaryota; Fungi; Basidiomycota; Agaricomycetes; Polyporales; Epitheliaceae
Exons: 2
Source: RefSeq, a predicted model, not a curated record